Erigeron canadensis is the source of this 386-nucleotide messenger RNA. Its product is annotated as auxin-induced protein 15A-like. The record is from RefSeq and is a predicted model, not a curated record. Gene Ontology annotation, biological process: response to auxin. Lineage: Eukaryota; Viridiplantae; Streptophyta; Magnoliopsida; Asterales; Asteraceae. The transcript has a single exon. Bases 1 to 372 code for a protein of 123 amino acids.
AUGAUGCACGUGAAGAUUGUGAAAGCAUGGUUGAAGAAAAAGAGACAUACGAAUGGAAUUGUACCGUGGUUAAGAUGUGAAACAUGGGGAUUCUGCUGGAUAUCGUCAUCCAAUCAUGAAGACGGUGAAGAAGACUGCAUACCAAGGGAUGUCCCAAAGGGUCAUUUGGUAGUUUAUGUAGGUGAAAACCAAAGCAGGUUUGUAAUCAAUGUGAAACUACUAAAGAACCCUUUGUUCAAUGCCUUACUAGAUCAAGCUCAAGAAGAAUAUGAUUUCGCUGCUGAUUCAAGACUCUAUAUCCCAUGCCAUGAGGACAUUUUCCUCAGUGUGGUUCAAUGUGCAAAUGAUCGACAAUCCACUUUCUGCCUUUGAAUUUUGAGUGGAUU